AUGCUUGAAAUGGAUGGUGCAAUUAUUACUCCCGCAGAUGUUCUAAAAACAUCUGGUCAUGUGGAUAAAUUUAGUGACUGGAUGGUUAAAGAUACAAAAACUGGUGACAUUUUUCGCGCGGAUCAUUUAGUUGAAGCUGUUCUAGAAGGAAGGCUAGAUGGCGAUAAACAGGCUGAAAAUAAUGAAAAUAAUGCAACAUCGCAAAAAGAUAAAAAGAAGAAAAAGGGUGCAGUUCAAGCUGUAAAAUUAGAUGAUGCUACUAAAAUGGAAUAUGAAGAGAUUUUAGCAAAGGCAAUUUUAAUUUCACAAAAAAUUACAAAUACAAUCGAUUCUCUCUAA
Messenger RNA from Racocetra fulgida, 339 nucleotides. Lineage: Eukaryota; Fungi; Glomeromycota; Glomeromycetes; Diversisporales; Gigasporaceae. The record is from the annotation of a GenBank genome assembly.